Molecule: messenger RNA, 1590 nt
Organism: Colletotrichum phormii
Lineage: Eukaryota; Fungi; Ascomycota; Sordariomycetes; Glomerellales; Glomerellaceae
Product: glycosyl hydrolase family 43 protein
Exons: 1
Coding region: 1-1590 (529 amino acids)
Biological process (GO): carbohydrate metabolic process
Molecular function (GO): hydrolase activity, hydrolyzing O-glycosyl compounds
Source: RefSeq, a predicted model, not a curated record
AUGGUGUCAACCCGUCUCCUCCUGCUCUCAGCAGCCCUUCUCCUCUUCUCUUCCGCAGCAACCACCAAGAAAUGCCGCGACGAAACCUUUCAAAACCCAGUCCUCUACGAAGACUACCCAGACAACGACGUCUCCGUCGGCCCAGACGGCGCCUUCUACUUCUCCGCCUCAAACUUCCACUACAGCCCCGGCGCCCCGAUCCUCCGCUCCCUCGACCUCGUCAACUGGGAACCCGUCGGGCACUCCAUCCCCCGUCUCAACUUCGGCGACGCCUACGACCUCCCGCCCGGUGGUCCCCGCGCCUACCGUGGUGGCACCUGGGCCUCGACGCUGCGGUACCGCGAGAGUAAUGGGCUCUGGUACUGGAUUGGGUGUACCAAUUUCUGGAUCACCUGGGUCUUUACCGCCUCGUCCGUCGAGGGACCGUGGUAUAACCGCGCCAACUUUGGGGGUGGGAAUUGCAUGUACGACAACGGGUUGCUGAUUGACGACGAUGAUACGAUGUAUGUCGUCUACGGCAACGGCCAGGUCAGCGUUUCGCAGCUCGCUGCCGAUGGGCUUAGUGUCGUGAAGACGCAGCAGGUUCUCCAAGCAUCUGAUGUCAACACGGAGACGGUGGAGGGUAACAGGAUGUACAAGAUUAACGGGACGUAUUACAUCCUCAACGACCAGCCUGGAUCCACGACCUACAUCUGGAAGUCGAGCAGUCCGUGGGGUCCUUACGAAGCCAAGAUCCUCGGACAGAACAUUGCGCCCCCGCUUGAGGGGGGAAACUCGCCUCAUCAGGGAAGUCUUAUCAAGACUGCGCAGGGGGACUGGUACUUCAUGUCCUUCACCUGGGCGUACCCCGCUGGUCGUAUGCCAGUGUUGGCACCUAUUAUCUGGGGCGCGGAUGGCUUCCCUGAGAUCGCCAAAGGCAGCAACGGUGGAUGGGGUUCUUCAUACCCCUUGCCACUGCCAUCGCAACCUUUGUAUAACUGGACGCGAACAUAUACUUUUGAGAGCGAACUCGGUCCAACUUGGGAAUGGAAUCACAAUCCCGAUAUCGCGAGCUUCGAGGUCAACAACGGCGUUACCCUCCGCACCGCAAGCGUCACUGAAGACAUAUACUCUGCAAGAAACACCCUCGCUCACCGCAUCCACGGAGAGUUCCCCAAGGGAACAGUCGAAAUCGACUUUAGCAACAUGGCGGACGGCGAUAGGUUCGGGCUCGCGGCUUUCCGAGACCAGACCGCUUACAUCGGCAUCCACCGCAACGGUAGCGAGUACACCCUCCAGGCGAUCCAAGGUAUCAUCAUCGACGAGUGGUCUGGUGAUCCGGUCGACCCAGGCAGGGAAGUAGCGUCAGCACCUGUGCCGAGCGGUGCUACCAAGGUGUGGUUCCGUGCUGAACUGGAUGCGCGGCCGACGGGUACUAGGGACGCCGACUUUUUCUACAGUUUUGAUGGCAUCGACUAUACCAAGCUCGGUGAUACCUACGAGUUGUACUCUGGAUGGGCGUUCUUCAUUGCGUACCGCUUUGGUAUUUUCAAUUUUGCCACAACGCAGUUGGGAGGGUCGGUCAAGGUGAACUCGUUCACUGCGGCUUGA